GUUAGCAGCGCAUAUUCUUUUAACCAUUGAGCUACUGUAUCCCUUAAACGAUGAAAAAAGAAAGCAUUUUUUGGCAUUGCUGUAGUUAAAUCGCUUAGUUUUGGGUGCAGUCCAGGACAAUACAAUGUAAUCUGUAAAGCUCUUAAGAUUAUAGAAAGGACAAAGGAAGGAAUGCUUAGGAAUACUUGACACUGUGUACAUCUAAAGAGAACCAUUUAAUUCAACAGUCUCGCAUGGAGGAGAUGAUUGUAUCCUGGUUGUAGGCGAAGAGAGAGAGAUUUAAAUGGAACUAUAGAAAGAGGCAGAAUCGAAGGAACAGAUGGACUUGGGCGGAUUAAGUGAAAUCUGGUUUGUUGCUUAGGUGUCUGGGGGGCUCUGGACAGACCAGGAGAGACAGAUGUAACUUUCUUCCACAGAUCAUGAAGAGAUCAUGAAGGAUUACAAAGAAAGGAUUACAAAGAAAUGGAUGUUGUUGAUUAAGACGCAUAAGAACGAAAUUCUCAGAAAAUCUUCGUAAAUCUCUCCAAGAAAGAGCCCAGGUGAGAGAUGGGUAAAAUCAAAGAGAAAAACAAGGUCAUUCUUGAUUGACUGCACAACUAAAGACCAAUUUCAUCUAUGUGCUGAGCUGAAGAACACAUCUGGGAAACACCUCUGAAUAUUCAGUAUGAAGAUUCAUGAUCAUCAGCCUCAUCUCCAUUGACUUUGAGGACGUAUUGGCCACAUUUGUUGGUCGUAGACAAAGGGAACAUGUUUAACACCACCUGAGCCAUUUCUGCAUUUCACCCAAGACAUUUUUAUAUGGAAACCUAAGGCACUGCAUCAGGUCCUGUCUGUAUCAUUCCACCAUGUUGGAGCAUUUGUCCCGCAGGAAUCGGUCCUUGCUGUCUCUAUCGCUGACCUCUCUGGCCCUAGCGCUCUCUGUUUUGGCCUUUUGUACCUCAUACUGGUGCGAGGGGACACAUAAAGUGGUCAAACCUCUCUGUCUGUCGCCGGUCAAAAUGAAGAACUGCGGACAGAACAACAGCCAGCCUUAUACAACUGAGGUCCCAACAGCAGACCCCAGGAAACCAGACUCCAAUGUGACAAUGUCCCCCAAGCAGAAGGAGGAACUGGCCCGUAUGAGAGCCAAAAAUCUGGCAAAUGCAGUUCACUACAUUUGGGAGACGGGUGAAGACAAAUACAUGCUGCGCUACUUUCACACUGGCUUCUGGUUGUCCUGUGAGAAACACACUGACGGUGCGGGUGAGAAAUGUCGGAGCUUCAUUGAACUGACCCCUGGAGAAACACAAGGAGUUCUGUGGCUCUCAGUGAUAUCAGAAUUUGCAUACAUCAGCCUUCUGGCGAUGGGUUUUCUUCUGAUGUGGGUGGAAUUGCUGCUCUUGUGUCUGAAUAAGGACAUGUAUGCACUCAAGAUCAAUGCUUUUGCUGCCAUCUGUACCGUGCUGUCUGGUAUGAUGGGAAUGGUGGCACAUAUGAUGUAUACAACAGUAUUUCAGAUGACUGUCAGCAUUGGGCCCAAAGACUGGAGACCUCAGACAUGGGACUACGGCUGGUCAUUUGCCAUGGCGUGGAUCUCCUUCAGCUGUUGCAUGGCAGCAGCUGUAUUCACCUUGAACUCCUACACCAAAACUCUGAUUGAGAUGAAGCACCGUGCCCGGAUCCGUCUGGAAGAGGCCCGUGCUGCCAGCCAUGCACCACCCUAUGAUGAGGUCAUCACCACCGGCGGUGGGAGCCUCUACUCCGUCAGCCGUCUGGUUCAGCAAUGCCAGAAGGGUGCGUUUAUCGACACCACAUGGAGCCACAGGGAUGAAGUGACUGAUGGGGGUAUGGUGGGGGCAAAGAGUCCUCAUGGACUGGUACUGGUGGGGGGGUGCGGGAGAGAGGGAUGCGAAGACUGUGAGAGAGAAAUCGAUGAGGUGGAGGAUGCAUUAGAGAGGGAAGGGAAUGAUGAAAUGUGUUGAGG
This is a messenger RNA of Onychostoma macrolepis, 1963 nucleotides long. RefSeq lists its product as uncharacterized. Bases 846 to 1961 code for a protein of 371 amino acids. The record is from RefSeq and is a predicted model, not a curated record. The transcript has 8 exons. Gene Ontology annotation, cellular component: plasma membrane. NCBI's taxonomy places the organism in Eukaryota, Metazoa, Chordata, Actinopteri, Cypriniformes, Cyprinidae.